This is a messenger RNA of Chaetomium fimeti, 771 nucleotides long. RefSeq lists its product as uncharacterized. The transcript is spliced from 3 exons. The coding region runs from base 1 to 771 and encodes 256 amino acids. The record is from RefSeq and is a predicted model, not a curated record. Lineage: Eukaryota; Fungi; Ascomycota; Sordariomycetes; Sordariales; Chaetomiaceae.
AUGGCACCGAAAGAGGACGCGAUCCUUCACACCAUAUACGACCCCGAGGUAUCCCAUUCCAGAGCCCCAACCUUGGAUCUAGUUUUAGUACACGGGCUGAACGGCGACCACAUUGAAUCGUGGACACACCAGGAGAGCGGGAUCUGCUGGCCUAGGGACCUUCUGCCUGAGCAACUACCCGGCAUUCGUGUGUUAUCCUUUAGCUACAGUGCUAAUGUAUACGGCAACACAUCCAUCGCGGGUAUACGGGGCAAUGCCCAGAACCUACUGUCAAGUCUCCGGGAUUUGCGGGAGGACGAGGAGGAUAGUCGGCCUAUUGUGUUUGCCGCUCACAGUCUCGGGGGUAUCAUCGUUAAGCAGAUCUUCUUCGGAACGCCUCACUCCGGGUCGGACAAGAAGCGCUGGCUAGCCAUGGCAAAGAAGUUCGCGCCGCUUGCUCCGGGGUCCCGUUUUAUCGGCUGGAGCCGGCCGUCGCCGCUGGUUGAGUCGCUGACGAGACACUCGGCGGAACUUCAAGCCCUCUGCGAUGAUUUCCGGCACUUGGCUAGCUCUUAUGACAUCAUGAGCUUUUACGAGAUCGUCGUUUUCCCGGGCUCCAAAAGUACCAUCGUCAACAAAACGAGCGCCGUGAUGGGCCUGCCGCGGGAGGAGCCGAUUCCACUUGACCAACAUCACAUGGACAUGAUCCGGUUUGAAAGUAAUAACGACUCAGGAUUCCUCAUCACUUGCAGACACAUCGAGCGAAUCAUGGUCAAAGGCAGACUGGGAUAG